GCCGCCAAGAUGAAGGUUUGCUUUGGGGUCUGCCUCGCCAUGGCCAUUGCCGCCCAAGCCAACACCCACAAGAAGGGGGCAUCCGUCGCGUCAAAGCACGGAGUGGAGGCCGCGACAGCGUCCCGCGUUCUCGCUGCUGCCCACGCGCACAGCACGGACUACGAACCCAGCACGAUUGAUGCGUUCGAUGAAGCCGGCGCGAUCAAGGACACGCCAUACGACUUUCUGAGCGCCGCCCAAGCGUCUCGAUAUCGGUCGACGCACGACGACCACGCGCACGACGGCCAGUACUGGGACAACGACCACGCGCACCACGGCCAGUACUGGGACGACGACCACGCGCACCACGGCCAGUACGGGCACGACGACCACGCGCACCACGGCCAGUACCAUGACGACGUGCACGUGGAGGUGAUUGCCGACGAAGACGGGUGCCCCGAGGUGCCGUGUCGCGAAGUCUCGGACUUUGUGAAUGGCAAGUGCAUGUACACGCCGCAGCCGCAUGGUACGCUCUGCCCGGGCCAGAGCUGCGACAACGACGGUCCGUGCGACGCCGACGAGAAGGACUACUGCGACAGCGACGGCACGUGCCUCAACGGCUACAAGGAUCAAAGCACCGUCUGUCGCAGUGCCCGCGACGCCUGCGACACGGCCGACUACUGCAGUGCCGACAGCAGUCAGUGCCCCGACGACGAGUUUGCGCCGUCGACCAAAGUGUGCACCAAGAUGGGCAAGUCCACGGGGGGGCCGUGCGACGCCCCCGACUACUGCGACGGCCGCGGUCACUGCGUGGACAUGUUCCAGUCCAAGAAACACGUGUGCCGCCGCGCCGCCGACGUCUGCGACGAGGCAGAAACGUGCACGGGCGUCAGCGGCGACUGCCCCAGCAACAGCUUUGCACGCAAGGGCAUCGAGUGCACCUCGAUUGGCAAAUCGUCGGGCGGCGCGUGCGACAGCGUUGACUUCUGCGACGGCUACGGCAAGUGCAUUGAUCACUUUAAAAGCACGAGCCAUCUCUGCCGCAAACCAGUCGACGUUUGCGACGAGCCCGAGUACUGCUCGGGCGAGUGUGGCGUCUGCCCCGACGACCUCGCCGCGCCCGUGGGCAAGGUCUGCACCGAGAUUGGCAAGUCGAGUGGUGGCAAGUGCGACGGCGUCGAUGUCUGCGACGGGCACGGACGCUGCAUCGAUACCUUCCUCCACAGCGGCGUGGUCUGCCGCAAAGCGAGUGACAUUUGCGACGUGUCCGAGUACUGCACGGGCUACAACGGCAAAUGCCCCCACGACAAGUUUGCAUCCCGAACGACCGAGUGCACGCCGAUCGGAGAGUCGUCCGACCACGCGUGCGACGGCGUCGACUACUGCGACGGCCACGGCAAGUGCGUCGACCACUUUGAGAAGGACACGCUGUGCCACGUCGCCGAGGACCUCUGCGACACGAACCUCUUCUGCAACGGCGCCCACGCCUCGUGCCCCCGCAGCACGCACGACACACACGACUUCGGGAACGACUACGCCUCUGUCUUUGCGUACAAGGCGCGUCAGUGCUCGGCCAAGGCAGCGCAGCAGUUUGUCUCGGUGUACGAUGCGCCGGGGGGGCAUGCAGCGCUCCUCUUGGUUGCUGUCGCUAUGGUGGGUGCCGUCGCGGCUAUCGUUGCCGUCUCCGUGUCCAGGAAGGUGGCACCGUCGGCCACGUCGAUGGAAGAUGGCUACGUGCCACUGACGUAAGAGACGCACGAAGCAUCGCCCUCUCGUCGCCGUGUUCAUGAGUUGCUGUCGGUUGUCAGUAUAAUAGAUAUUGUUCAAUAUGUGGAAGCAAUUGUGUACGAAAUGGA
This is a messenger RNA of Saprolegnia parasitica CBS 223.65, 1835 nucleotides long. RefSeq lists its product as hypothetical. Lineage: Eukaryota; Oomycota; Saprolegniomycetes; Saprolegniales; Saprolegniaceae. The transcript has 2 exons. Bases 10 to 1728 code for a protein of 572 amino acids. The record is from RefSeq and is a predicted model, not a curated record.